GCACUGUUUCAGCUAUAAAGGGGAAGAAAACUUGCAGAAAACAUUUGCAACACAUUUUUACCACACAUUUUACCAUGUAGAAGUGAAGGACCUUAGUCUCUCUGAGCUGAACAUCGGAUGUGAACAUCGCUCAAUGAUGGUUGUGUGGAUGAUGUCACUGAGAUUGACUCCUUCCCUUUCUCUGCUGUUUCUGCUCCUGAUUUCAGUUGUUGUUGCUCAAAAUGACAGGAGUGUGAAAUACACACAAAAUUCUAUCUGUGCUGUAAGGGGAUCUACAGUGACCAUGGGCUGCAGUUACAUAUAUAACUCCAUUAAUUCAACCAAUUCCACAUUUCACAGAGCUUUUUGGUUUGCUAAUUCGUUUCCAUAUGCAGAACUGUCUACAGACGCACGAUACGGACACAGGGUUCAGUAUCUCAGAGACACUCCACAUGACUGCAGCCUCAGAAUAAAAAAUGUUAUGCAAAAAGACAGUAACAAAUAUUUUGUCAGCUUUAACACAUCAGCUGGAGUGUUUCCAAAUAAGAAUGGGGUUGAGCUUAAGGUCACAGCGCUCCAGCUAAAGAUUAUUCCUGAUAUAGUUUUUGAAGGAGACGAAGUGAAUUUCACAUGUGAAACCACCUGCAGCCUGAGCAUGAACCCAAAAUAUUUUGUCUGGACCAAUUCUUCCUAUAAUUAUUAUACAUCCUCCUCAAACCUGCUCCGUCUGCCGUCAGUCAAUCAGAGACAUGCUGGAAUUUACCGCUGUGCUGUAGAAGUACAAAAUUAUCUCUCCCCUCAAGUCAAACUUACUGUCAGGAAAAGAUCACAAUCUAUGGCUGCAAAUACAGAAGUUUUGUAUCAAAGUCGCUUUUUGGUUGUUUUUGGAGUCGUCAUCUGUGGAGUCGCAGCUCUUCUUGUUGGACUUUACUACAGAAGCAGGAGGAAGAGGCAGAAGAUGUCUAGUGGUGCAGGAAGCUCCUCACAGCAACAGAUUGUUGGGGAAGACUUGUACACUACCCCGGACCCCAAUUUCAGGUCCUCCAAUGACAUGUACAACACUCUUGGAAACAUUUACUACAAUAUUACUGAUGACACGUACACAGCUCUCGAUCUUCAGACCAGGUCCCAUGACGUGUAUAACACACUUGCAACGGUUCACCAGAGUUUUCCUGAUGACACUGAUACAGCUCAAGAUUCUCAGACCAUCUCUCCGGAUUACGACAAUCUACCAAUUGAGAUAAAGCAACAAUGAGAUCAACAUCGACACCAUGUCAAGAUCAGUAUUGAACUCAAUCUUUAACUAGUUUUACUUUCUGAGCAUAAGAGCUUUGCAUUUCUGAGUAAUACAUUGUAUUUGUGUCUUAAUUCUCCGACAGAUAAAAAACAAUGUGUGGGGAUUUAUAACUGUGCUGCAUUACACCUGUGUAUCAUUUUUCUACAUGUGAGCUCUACAAUUUGUUUUAAAUAGUUUGAUUUUUUACCUGCUUAGCUAACACAAUGUAUUCAUGCUUGAAAUAAAAUGUUAUAUUCAUGAAAUACAAAAUAAACUGGAAAAAAAAACUUC
Molecule: messenger RNA, 1546 nt
Organism: Tachysurus fulvidraco (yellow catfish)
Lineage: Eukaryota; Metazoa; Chordata; Actinopteri; Siluriformes; Bagridae
Exons: 10
Coding region: 134-1234 (366 amino acids)
Source: RefSeq, a predicted model, not a curated record